Molecule: messenger RNA, 1341 nt
Organism: Styela clava
Lineage: Eukaryota; Metazoa; Chordata; Ascidiacea; Stolidobranchia; Styelidae
Source: RefSeq, a predicted model, not a curated record
AUGAACGUAACGUCGGCUGGUUCGGAUUAUUUUGACGCGAUGUUGUCGCAUGAUAAUUUGGAAAGCAACACAGGAAUUGUGGAUAUGAAGGAAGUCGAUGUUGCAAAUAUCAUGCAAUUGUCAAGAUAUUGUGAAAUGGUCGAAGAAUUUCUCCAAGCAAAUUUAGGUCCCAAAUCUUUCUUCCUAAUCCGAGUCGCAAUAAAGUUCAAUUUGAAGGGUUUAGGGAAAGCCUGUGAUGAAUAUGCUGUCGGUCAUAUUGGAUCAAUAGCAAUAGAAGCGGCAUUCAACAAACUUGAUAAAGAUUAUAUGAUGUUUUUGAUCACCUGUAAAUGGUCAUUGUAUUCAGAGAAUUCCAAACUGAAAGUUCUCUUACAAUGGAUCAAAGCUGAUACUGGUUCACGAGCUAAGUAUUUUAUAGAAAUGGUUCAGAAGCUCCAAAUUGAUAAAAUUUCAAUUAGUUAUGGAUGUCGUUUAGUCAGAAAUCAUUCCUUUUGCUCAAAGUCUGCAGAGUUCAUGAAAUUAUUAUACUUGGCUAAUGAAUCAAAUGUUAAAGAUGAAAAAGUAACUGUUCCUUUGUUCUCCCCCUUAUCAGAUGAUAGUUUAUUACUAUUUGAUAAAAAAUCUGAAUCCGUGCAAGUGUACUGCCCAGUAGAAGAAACAUUCGAUAAGUUGAAACAACUCAAUGAAAACAUGCUGAUUGAUACAUACAUUACAGUUUAUUUGAAUAAAUUUGUUUUUGUUCUUUUUCCAUAUAGAAAGGUUUAUCGUGUCAAUUUAGGAGAAGCCGAUUCGAAUUGGACUGAGAUGGAGAGUAUGAUGAAUGAUCAUGGACAAUAUAUUAGAGCUACAGUUCAUAACAACUUCAUUUAUGUGUGUGGAAAUAACACUAUGGAGCGAUACAACAACAAUGAAAACAAGUGGGAGAAUGUUGAGAGUUCUAGUAUCAAACCUAAUGGAAGGGUAUUAGUUCCAUUUCAAGAUGAGAUUUAUGUCAUUGGAGGCGAUUAUAGAGGUGAAAAAGUUGAUAAAUAUUCUCCAUCUGUAGGAUCUUGGUCAUCUGUGAAACCAAUGAAUGUUGCCAAAGGAAUUCCUGCUGCAGCCGUAUAUGAUGAUCGAAUCUAUAUUGCUGGUGGGUGGAAUAAGUCCGUUCUAUCAAGUGCUGAAUUCUUCAAUCCAGAUGAUAAUACUUGGACAAAUGUGACUUCGAUGACAGUUCCAAAGUUUAAAGGUUUAAUUUCAGUCUUUGUGUUGUCAACAACAACUUGUUUGCUGUUGGAAAUAUAUCUGGAUCUUAUUCUAUUGAAAAGUACGAUCUUGAUAAAAAUCAAUGGGAGAAAGUGA